Penicillium alfredii is the source of this 882-nucleotide messenger RNA. RefSeq lists its product as uncharacterized. Bases 1 to 882 code for a protein of 293 amino acids. The record is from RefSeq and is a predicted model, not a curated record. The transcript is spliced from 3 exons. NCBI's taxonomy places the organism in Eukaryota, Fungi, Ascomycota, Eurotiomycetes, Eurotiales, Aspergillaceae.
AUGGCGCCCGACCUAAGUGCCGCAUCUUUCCACACGCCACAAAGGCCUCGGGCCGCAACUACGGUGCUCCCGGCGAUGCCACCACCUUCUCCUCAAUCACGACAAUACAAUACAACAAGCCCAAUCAUUCCCCAGGGCAGCCCGCCGGUAGGGUCCGGGGAGGGCAUCACCAGUACUGCACAGGGGCCAUUGCGUCACCCCAAACCGUUGACCCCCUCGGACCUUCAUUUGGUGCUAGAGAAAGAGCAGGAGGCCAUGGUGAAUCGAUUGACUCGGGAGCUGUCGCUUCUCCGCCAGCAGACGACCUCGGUGGCAUCAACGACCUCCUCGACCUCGACAUUCAACGAUCCCGCGGAUAUGGCCCAUGCAUCCCCAUCCCUCACCAGCUCAACACACCCCCAUUCUCACACCUCCCGACGGCAGCGUUCUUCUUCGAGCCUCAGUGCACAUGCAUCAGCAGCCCAAGGGCCCCAAGCAGCGAGUGUGACAGGGAUUGCUCUCUCGCGGGAUCGAGGACUGUCUUCUUCACGACCUGCAGAGCACACGCGGGGUCUACGGAGCCGAGAAUCCUCUCUGACUUCUCGUCGUCCGUCCUUCGGAUCGUUAUCCUCGUUCUCGCAGCAUCCGCAUCAUGACCACCCCUAUUCCAAGAGCCCGUCUCUCUACCCUAACCGAAAUUCGGUGUCUCAGACCCAGCUGGUGUACUCUCCAGCAAGCUCCAUGUCACGAUAUGAGGAGACAGCGCAUCAUAAGUCGGAGUUGGACUCCAUCAAACGGGAGAACGAGCAAUUGCGCAAGCGGGUACGAGACUUGGAAGAUGUGUUGAAGAAGUCCAAGGGAGAGUCUAUGAGCGAAACAGGAGCAUCAGAUUUGAGCUUGUAA